This is a messenger RNA of Carlito syrichta (Philippine tarsier), 3046 nucleotides long. RefSeq names its product EPH receptor A2 (gene EPHA2). The transcript has 18 exons. The record is from RefSeq and is a predicted model, not a curated record. Gene Ontology annotation, cellular component: plasma membrane; neuron projection. Gene Ontology annotation, biological process: cell surface receptor protein tyrosine kinase signaling pathway; axon guidance; protein phosphorylation. Gene Ontology annotation, molecular function: transmembrane-ephrin receptor activity; protein binding; ATP binding. Lineage: Eukaryota; Metazoa; Chordata; Mammalia; Primates; Tarsiidae.
GCACCAGCCGCCUCGUCAGGAGGGAAGAUGAUUGUGCUGUUGGACUUUGCUGCGGCGAAAGGAGAGCUCGGCUGGCUCACACACCCUUAUGGCAAAGGGUGGGACCUGAUGCAGAGCAUCAUGAACGACGUGCCCAUCUACAUGUACUCCGUGUGCAACGUGGUGUCUGGCGACCAGGACAACUGGCUGCGCACCAACUGGGUGUACCGCGGCGAGGCCGAGCGCAUCUUCAUCGAGCUCAAUUUCACCGUGCGUGACUGCAACAGCUUCCCCGGGGGCGCCAGCUCCUGCAAGGAGACCUUCAACCUCUACUAUGCGGAGUCAGACCUGGACUACGGCACCAACUUCCAGAAGCGCCAGUUCACCAAGAUCGACACCAUCGCGCCCGACGAGAUCACCGGCAGCAGCGACUUCGAGGCGCGCCACGUGAAGAUGAACGUGGAGGAGCGCUCGGUGGGGCCGCUUACCCGCAAGGGCUUCUACCUGGCCUUCCAGGACAUCGGCGCCUGCGUGGCGCUGCUCUCUGUGCGCGUCUACUACAAGAAGUGCCCCGAGCUGCUACAGGGCCUGGCCCGCUUCCCCGAGACCAUCGCCGGCUCCGAUGCCCCCUCCCUGGCCACCGUGGCUGGCACCUGCGUGGAUCACGCUGUGGUGCCGCCGGGGGGCGAUGAGCCCCGCAUGCACUGUGCGGCGGACGGCGAGUGGCUGGUGCCCAUCGGGCAGUGCCUGUGCGAGGCGGGCUACCAGAAGGUGGAGGACACCUGCCAGGCCUGCUCGCCUGGAUUCUUUAAGUUUGAGGCAUCUGAGAGCCCCUGCCUGGAGUGCCCUGAACACACACUGCCAUCUCCCGAGGGUGCCACAUCCUGUGAGUGUGAUGAAGGCUACUUCCGGGCACCCAAGGACCCACUGUCGAUGCCCUGCACACGCCCGCCGUCCGCUCCUCCCUACCUCACGGCCGUGGGCAUGGGCGCCAGGGUGGAGCUGCGCUGGACGCCCCCGCAGGACAGUGGAGGCCGUGAGGACAUCACCUACAGUGUCACCUGUGAGCAGUGCUGGCCCGAGUCCGGGGAGUGCGGGCCCUGUGAGGCCACCGUGCGCUACUCGGAGCCUCCGCACAUGCUGACCCGCACCAGCGUGACGGUCAGUGACCUGGAGCCUCACAUGAACUAUACCUUCACCGUGGAGGCCCGCAAUGGCGUCUCAGGCCUGGUGACCAGCCGCAGCUUCCGGACAGCCAGCGUCAGCAUCAACCAGACGGAGCCCCCCAAGGUGAGGCUGGAGGGCCGCAGCACCACGUCGCUGAGUGUGGCCUGGAGCCUACCCCCACCGCAGCAGAGCCGCGUGUGGAAGUACGAGGUCACCUACCGCAAGAAGGGAGAUGCCAACAGCUACAACGUGCGCCGCACCGAGGGCUUCUCCGUGACCCUGGACGACCUGGCUCCGGACACCAUCUACCUGGUCCAGGUGCAGGCACUGACGCAGGAGGGCCAGGGGGCCGGCAGCAAGAUACACGAGUUCCAGACGCUGUCCCCGGAAGGAUCUGGCAACAUGGCGGUGAUUGGCGGCGUGGCCGUCUGUGUGUUCUUGCUUCUGGUGCUGGCGGGCAUCGGCUUUUUCAUCUACCGCAGGAGGAAGAGUCAACGUGCCCGCCAGUCCCCAGAGGACGUUUACUUCUCCAAGUCAGAACAAUUGAAGCCCCUGAAGACAUAUGUGGACCCCCACACCUACGAGGACCCCAACCAGGCUGUGCUCAAGUUCACCACCGAGAUCCAUCCGUCCUGUGUCACUCGGCAGAAGGUGAUCGGAGCAGGAGAGUUUGGGGAGGUGUACAGGGGCACACUGAAAGCAUCCUCAGGGAAGAAGGAGGUGCCGGUGGCCAUCAAGACACUGAAGGCCGGCUACACGGAGAAGCAGCGCGUGGACUUCCUCAGCGAGGCCAGCAUCAUGGGCCAGUUCAGCCAUCACAACAUCAUCCGCCUGGAGGGCGUCGUCUCCAAAUAUAAGCCCAUGAUGAUCAUCACGGAAUUCAUGGAGAACGGGGCCCUGGACAAGUUUCUCCGGGAGAAGGACGGCGAGUUCAGCGUGCUGCAGCUGGUGGGCAUGCUCAGGGGCAUCGCGGCCGGCAUGAAGUAUUUGGCCAACAUGAACUAUGUUCACCGCGACCUGGCCGCCCGCAACAUCCUCGUCAACAGCAACCUGGUCUGCAAGGUGUCUGACUUUGGGCUGUCCCGUGUGCUGGAGGAUGACCCCGAGGCUACCUACACCACCAGUGGCGGCAAGAUCCCCAUCCGCUGGACGGCGCCGGAGGCCAUUUCCUACCGCAAGUUCACCUCGGCCAGCGACGUGUGGAGCUAUGGCAUCGUCAUGUGGGAGGUGAUGACGUACGGCGAGCGGCCCUACUGGGAGCUGUCGAACCACGAAGUGAUGAAAGCUAUCAAUGACGGCUUCCGGCUGCCCACGCCCAUGGACUGCCCCUCUGCCAUCUACCAGCUCAUGAUGCAGUGCUGGCAACAGGAGCGCGCCCGCCGUCCCAAAUUCGCCGACAUCGUCAGCAUCCUGGACAAGCUCAUCCGCGCCCCCGACUCCCUCAAGACCCUGGCUGACUUCGACCCCCGGGUGUCCAUCCGGCUACCCAGCACCAGUGGCUCCGAGGGGGUGCCCUUCCGCACGGUGUCCGAGUGGCUGGAGUCCAUCAAGAUGCAGCAGUACACGGAGCACUUCAUGGCGGCCGGCUACACAGCCAUCGAGAAGGUGGUGCAGAUGACCAACGAGUGAGUCGGACUCCGCCCCGCCCGCCACCAAGCCUGGCUAGCAUCUAGCCUGCUGGGUCUCAAGGACCAGGUGAACACCGUGGGAAUCCCCAUCUGAGCCCCACAAGGCCUCGGCCCCCUCGGCCAAGAAUACUUGAAGCCACGGAAUGGGCGGGGAGGAAUGGCCUCCCCGCCGGUGCUGCGCUGGGCCACCGAGGAUGGUAUUUAUUCCUAGUUCCCUCCUGACAUCCCCCGAGGCCUCCGCUGGGGCGUCCUGGAGGACAUCCUGGCCUGAA